AUGGCAAACGCGGGGAUACAGCUCCUUGGAUUCGUCUUGUCUUUUUUUGGCUUCAUCGGGUUGAUAGCAUCCACGAUCAUGGCCGAGUGGAAACUGUCAUCCUAUGCUGGGGACAACAUCAUAACGGCGCAAGCCAUGUACGAGGGGCUUUGGAAGUCUUGUGUGUCACAGAGCACUGGUCAAAUCCAGUGUAAAGUCUACGAUUCUCUGCUCCAACUAACGGGGAUGGUGCAGGGCACACGAGGUCUCAUGGUGGGUGCCAUCCUGCUGGCUGGCAUUGCCAUCCUGGUGGCCAUGGUGGGGAUGAAGUGUACCACCUGUCUGGCUGAGGACCAGGAGCAGAAGCGCAAAGUUGCCCUGACUGGAGGAAUCGUCAUCAUUAUCGCAGGUCUGUGUGCUCUGGUGGGGACUUCCUGGUACGGGAACAGAAUAGCAAAGGAAUUCUACGACCCCUUCACUCCUACAAACUCCAGGUAUGAGUUUGGCAAGGCCCUGUUCGUAGGUUGGGGCUCUGCCUGCCUCACCAUCAUAGGUGGAGCCUUCCUUUGUUGCAACUGCUCCAGUAAAGGCUCAGGAAAGUCCUCCCGCUACCCCCCGAACCACUCCGCUGCCCCGGCAGGCAGAGACUACGUCUAGAGCCUGGGGAUAUCCAGAAGACCAGGGUCGUGUUCAUUAGGGUAGAGGUUUCAAAAUGUUGUGCAACGGAAAAAUCGAAAACAAGCCUUUACUUACUGGUCGGGUAGUGCCUUCCCGUUUCACUCCAUUUAAGUCCGUUUUCCUCUGUUUUGUG
Messenger RNA from Salvelinus namaycush (lake trout), 790 nucleotides. RefSeq names its product claudin 1 (gene cldn1). Bases 1 to 636 code for a protein of 211 amino acids. Gene Ontology annotation, biological process: cell adhesion; bicellular tight junction assembly. Gene Ontology annotation, cellular component: plasma membrane; bicellular tight junction. The transcript is spliced from 4 exons. NCBI's taxonomy places the organism in Eukaryota, Metazoa, Chordata, Actinopteri, Salmoniformes, Salmonidae. Gene Ontology annotation, molecular function: structural molecule activity. The record is from RefSeq and is a predicted model, not a curated record.